Prunus armeniaca (apricot) is the source of this 1647-nucleotide messenger RNA. The record is from the annotation of a GenBank genome assembly. NCBI's taxonomy places the organism in Eukaryota, Viridiplantae, Streptophyta, Magnoliopsida, Rosales, Rosaceae.
AUGGAGGAUCGAGAGGAGCAGGAAGAGGAGGUGUUGGGGUCGAGCUUGACGAUGGAGAAGGUGGCAGCAGCCAAACAGUUCAUAGAGAACCACUACAGAGCUCAGAUGAAGAACAUUCAAGAACGAAAAGAGAGACGAUGGGUGUUGGAAAGGAAAUUAGCUUCCUCAGAUGUGCCAAAGGAGGUACAAGUCAACCUGAUCAAAGACUUAGAGCGAAAGGAAACAGAAUUCAUGCGACUUAAAAGGCACAAGAUUUGUGUUGAUGAUUUUGAGCCUUUGACCAUCAUUGGUAGGGGAGCCUUUGGUGAGGUCCGAUUGUGUCGAGAGAAAAAAUCUGGCAAUAUCUAUGCCAUGAAAAAGUUGAAGAAAUCUGAAAUGCUUAAGAGAGGACAGGUGGAACAUGUUAGAGCUGAAAGAAACUUGCUGGCUGAAGUUGCCAGCCAUUGCAUAGUUAAACUUUACUACUCCUUUCAGGAUGCUGAGUACUUAUAUUUAAUAAUGGAAUAUCUGCCCGGUGGUGACAUGAUGACUCUGCUGAUGAGGGAAGACACCUUAACUGAAAGUGUGGCUAAAUUUUACAUUGCACAGAGUGUACUGGCCAUUGAAUCUAUCCAGAAACACAACUAUGUACACAGAGACAUUAAACCAGACAACCUUCUCCUGGAUAAAAAUGGUCACAUGAAACUCUCGGAUUUUGGCCUCUGUAAGCCUCUUGAUUGUACAACUUUACCUGCACUGCAUGAAAAUAGAACUAUGGAUGAUGAAAAUUUGACAGAACCAAUGGAUAUCGACGUAUGCGUUCCUGAUGCGGAUAAUAGGAGUAGUUGGAAAAGCCCCCGUGAACAGCUGCAGCAUUGGCAGAUGAACAGGAGGAAGUUGGCAUUUUCAACUGUGGGGACCCCCGACUAUAUUGCACCUGAAGUGCUAUUGAAGAAAGGAUAUGGAAUGGAAUGCGACUGGUGGUCAUUGGGAGCAAUAAUGUAUGAAAUGCUUGUUGGUUACCCUCCAUUUUAUUCAGAUGAUCCAAUAACUACAUGCAGAAAGAUUGUUCAUUGGAGAAACCACUUAAAAUUUCCAGAAGAUGCAAGGUUGACAGCUGAGGCUAAGGAUCUUAUUUGCAGGUUGCUCUGUGAUGUUGAAUAUAGGCUAGGUACUGGUGGCGCACAUCAAAUCAAAUCUCAUCCUUGGUUCAAGAACAUUGUGUGGGACAAACUCUAUGAAAUGGAGGCAGCAUUCAAACCAGAAGUGAAUGGGGAACUUGAUACCCAGAACUUUAUGAAGUUUGAUGAGUUGGAGCCUCCAGUGUCAUCAAGAACUGGCUCAGGUCCCUCACGAAAGUUGCAAUUGACUCCCAAAGAUCUAAGCUUUGUUGGCUAUACAUACAAGAACUUUGAUGCUGUAAAGGGGCUUCGCCAAGUUUUUGGUGAUUCAAGAGUAGAUUUUACUAGUGAACGGGCAGCCAAGGAAGCAGAGUUACAUAUGCUUGCGUCAUCUGGUGAUCCCAUUCUGACUGAGAAUUCCGGAACUGGUGUCCUGGCUGCCCAGGUUGGCAAUGUUAUCAUCCUUGCCUUCUCUAGCGGCAGUUUCCAGCCAAAUCAUAAUUCAACUUGGCCAAUUACCAAGAAACUCGGUACUAGUCAUUUUUGA